AUGUCGGACAAGCAGCAGGAGAACGGAUCUAAGCAGGAGGAGCAGCAGCAGCAGCAGCAGCCGCAGCAGCAGCAGGAAGCAGAGGCUUCUACUAGCAGACAUGGUAGCUGCGGAUCUCCACCGGAACCGGAGCGGGAACCAGAAACCGAGCCCGAACCCGAACCCGAACCGGAAGUAGAAAUGGAAGUCGAAGUAGAGGAGGCCGGUGCUGCUGCAGCUUUAACAGGAUCGGAAACUCUGGCUCCGGCCAACCCAAAUCCGGAACUGGAACGCGACAGGGACAGGGACUCCCAUGGCGACAGAUCCACUCAUCGGGACGAGUUUGGCACUCAGCGCGUCUACAAGAAGACCUCGCCGAAUUGCGUGCUAACUUUAUAUCUGCCCACUCGCGAGAUAACACUCACCGGUAACAAUCCGUCCGUCCUGCGGGGCAUCGUCUAUGUGGAUCCAAAGGCCAUACAGGGAUAUCGCGUAUACGCCCAGCUGACACUGACAUUCCGUUAUGGUCGCGAGGACGAGGAGGUGAUGGGUCUGCGUUUCUGCAAUGAGGCCAUCAUGUCGCUUCAUCAGAUCUGGCCAAGAUUGGAAGAGCCCACACCGGAGUCGCUCAGUCCGCUGCAGGAGGCCCUCAUGAAGCGCCUGGGCGACGGGGCCCAUCCCUUCACCCUAUCGCUAUCGUCCUAUGCCCCGCCCAGUGUCCAGCUGGUACCGGCCAAACGCUACUACGGAGCACCGAUUGGGACCAGCUAUGAUGUUCGUUGCUUCAUUGCGGAUAAAACGGAUGAGAAAUUCCAUCGUCGGGCAUCCGUAAAGAUGGGCGUAAGGGUCAUCUAUCGCACGGAUGUGUUUCAUCAGCAUUUGGCUCCCGAGCAGUUUGCCGCCUACGCCGGUCGUCAGCAUAGCGCCCAAUCGCCUCCGGCCAGUGCCACGCCCCCCUCAGGUGGGGAAGGAGGCGAACAGCAGCAGCAGCAGCAGAGCGCCCCUCCACACUCGCAAUCGCAGCCAUCAAGCGGUUCCAAGCACAAGUCCAAGUCCGAGCGUGGCGACUCUUUCCCCAAGCUCCGUCUGUCGCCAAAGUCCUUUCGGUUCAGCGGUCGCUUCGGACGCAGCAAGAGCGAGAUCGAGAAGUGUCCCAAUGAUCCGUUCCACAGCUACAGCAAGUCCUUCCAGGAGCACUGUGACAGCAUGUUGCCGCCGCACACUGGCGCCGGGGUCUCCGGCGGAAUUGGGGGCGUCAGUGUUGGUCCUUGUGGCGGUCCUCAGGGCUCCGUGGACAAGCCCUUCCUGCUGCACGACGGUCGUGUUGGAUUGAGAGCCAGCUUGGACAAGGGUUGGUAUACCCACGGCGAGGACGUCAAUGUGACCGUUAAUAUACGCAACGACAGCCGCAAGACGGUGCGCAAAGUACGGGUCUGCGCCAUCCAACACGUCGACGUUUGCAUGUUCAACAAUGGCAAAUUCAAGAAUGUGGUGGCCGACUCGGACAAUGUGACGCCCCCAGUGGAUCGCACAGUGGCCGCCGGAGCCUCGCUGAACACCACAGUUGUGCUGCGGCCACAGCGUGGCCCCACCAAGAACUGGAUUGCCCUGGAGGAUACCUUGCAGCGCAGCACCGAGCCGGAGGAGAUCACAGGCGCCAUCGCAGCCUCGGCCAUACGUUCGCCGCACUUUGUGAUGCAGAAUGCCCAGUUGCUAGGUGGAUGUGGCCAUCCAUUGGGCAGUCCAGCUCUGAUCACCCCACAUCCGCACCUGUGGCAGCCCGGAGUCCAAGGUCAGGGUCAGUCGGGCAAUCACAAUUCCUCUGGCAGUGGCGGUGAGGAGCGCAACGUGUUCGCCAUCUAUGUAUCGUACUACGUCAAGGUGAAGCUCACCCUGAGCGGCAUGGGUGGCGAGUUGUCCCUGAAAUUGCCAUUCGUCCUUGUCCAUGUGGAUGAGACACAGCGUCCGGGCUUUGCUUCUGCCACGCUGGGUGAGCUACGGCUCGAGAUGGAGCGCUUGGCCCUGCAUGAUGCACCUGUGGGCAGGCGGAACGGAAGGCGACCGGCGCCCACAUCCGCUGAGAUUGGCGAUGGGCCCUCGACCAGUGCAGCCGCCGCCGCUGCCGCUGCUGCCAAGUCAUCUGGCCAUUCAUCCGGACAGUCAGCCAGUCAGCUGGACAUGAUUGAGACCCUAGACGAUGAGUUCAACAUCAGGGUUCCUGUUCCCAAGAAUGGUUCUCACAAGCGUCGCUUACAACGCAGCGAGACCUUGGCCCGGGAUCUGGAGGAGCAAGAAGAACAGGUUCCAAUGUCGGGUGAGGAGGAGCAUAUUGUGCAAAUCCAUUUGGAGCAAGUAUCGCCGGACAGAGACGAAGUGCAGCCGGAAAGGGAGCAGGAGCCGAUGCAGGCAAGCCAUGCUCCCGGUGCCGAGACCGGUGCAGUGCCCAAGUCGUCGAAUGUGUGAUUCUGAUUGUGGUCCCAGAUGUUUGCCAAGCGCAAGCGAAAGCCGUAGUACCAUCCAGUAGGACGUAGUCCCCACUCCAAUAUAGGGGGGGGGGAUUUUCUAGAACUGGAAAUUAGUGGGAAUUUAAACAGAUUUUAGUUUGGGAUUAGUCAGGCUAUGAUUUAAAUUUGAUUUUAAAAUAUUCACAAAUUUCUUGUGAUUUUAAAUCACUCGAAAAGAGGCACUCGAAAGUCCUUAAAUCCUUAAGUUAAACCCUAAAUUUUGUGACGAAUAGUGAUUAGAUUAGCUUAGAGGACUUAAAACCCCAAAAACUCGUUUCAAAUUUGAAGUUUUUCAAGUACUUAAUCGAGGAAGACUAAAGCCCAAUUGGAUGAACUCAAUGAAGACGUUUCAGCAGCAUUUCGAGAGAAAAGGUUUUCAACUCGGGCUGGUAUUUAUAUUUGCGGUUUAACUAUGUAUGAUUUAGCAAUGUUAAGCUGGUAAUAUGAAUACCAACUCCAGGAAAUAAAUAAACCAAAAUGUAAAUGUAAAGAAAGUAAGAAAAAACAAUUCAGUUUCGGUUUCAAGAGUCGAGUUAGUGAGCAGCUAGCAGAUGAGUAAGUUGGAGGUUUCCAUGGACGGAUGAAAGCAAGGAUGUAGCCACUAAAGUUGGCAACGGUAUUCCCUAGGAAUUAGACAAUGAAAUGAGGUGAAAUUUUUGCAAAUCGAAGUGGAAUAGAAAAAGCUACGAAGGAGUUUAAGGACUUAAGAGUCAUAUUUAUAGUCGUUAGCUUUAAGAUUUAUCAUUUGAUAUUAGCCAUGCAAUGCGUUGAAAUUGAUGAUAUUUUGUGUGGUUUUGGCAGGAUAGUUUAGUAGCGGUAUCUACAGUAUUGAAAUUGAAAGGCAAGCCAACCUAAAGCACAUCUAUAUAUAUAUAUAUAUAUCUAGAUCUUAAGUGAGUGUGUUUGACAUUACAAAAAAAAAAAAAAAACAAACAACAAAUGCCAAUUGAAAGCCCUUUUAGAUCGCACAGAUGUCACCAUUAGGGUACGUCGAUAAUGUACUAACUAAAUUAUCAUAAAUAUAUUUACUAAAUAUUAAUGUUUGAUGUGUAUUUACAAAGGCAAAAACCUUACUAAAGAGGCCAAAAGGGCAGACACACUGAAAAUCUCGUUGCGGUUUCAAACUGACGAAAAGUAUUUACAAAAUAACCGAAAAACCAAGCAAAUUAAACAGAUAUCCGCAAGAUACACAAGCACAUAUCUGUGAGUUUUCUGGCUUUUGUGGCCAAUGUCAAUGUGUGUGUGUAUGUAUGUGUGUGUGUUUUGUUUCAAAAUCCAUGGUCAAAUUAGUUAAAUUAAGCCGAACAAAGUUGGAUGGCCAAUUUUAGUCGAAAGAAAGAAAUCGGUUGACAAAGUUCCGAACAUUAGUUAAACCUCCAAGAAGAAGGAUCGAAAAGCUAUAGCUUAUAGUUUUAUAAAGCGGUUUUAAGCCUCCACAAGAAGGAUGAUGAUGAUGACGAUGAUGAUCGAAUACCUAAAGAGUUUUGCAAACUAUUGCGAAGAAUAUCCUAUUUAGGAGGGACUUACUGAAACCACCAAAGUAAACACAAAUGAUAUCAAAGAUUUUUAAUGUUUAGCUGUACGAAAAUCCAUACAUAAUAUAUACUAUAUAAAGAUAACGAUAACGAUAACGAUAACGAUUAACAUUUCCGUGUAUAUGUGUCUAGAGUUUAAUGUGCAACAUUGAAGAAAUGAGAAAACACUGAAUAAAAAAGAAUUUAUGAAUGUAACACAAGAUUAGAGUGUCUAGCUAUGCUCGGCUUAUGCAAUCUGUGUGCAGAUCGAUCUCCCUAUCGAUAUAUAGAUAAUAUAUAUAUAUAUUUAAAUAUAUUUAUGUGAGUGUGUUGCUUUGACAAGCCAAGCUACUAAUUCAUUUCGACGCUAAACUAAACGCGCGCAGAAAACAAGGCGAAACAAAAUAAACUUAAAUGUGAUGCAUUUCUAUGAAUACACUAAAAGAUUACAUAAUAACCCUAUAUACAAUCAUAUAUGUAUACACUGUAUAUCGAUGGCUAUCUAGACUUAUGACUUAAGAUCCCCCUCCCCCCCCAAAAAAAUAUACGAAAAACCGCAUUCUUUUUACUUUAAGAGCUGGACUCUAAUCGCAGCCAAGGAUUGCGAAAACAUUUUUGUGUCUCCCUUCCUUUCCGGUUCUAGUUUGUUGUCCUUUCUGUCCCCAGACCUCCUACAGUCCAGUCCAGAUGCUAGGAUAGCCAAUUGAUUGAUGAUGAAUCAUGGUCUCGGUCAGUGGUCACUGGUCAGUGGUCAGUGGGCAGUGAGUGUGGAUGGAGCUCGACUGGACUCUGGACUGUGGACUCUG
Molecule: messenger RNA, 4803 nt
Organism: Drosophila eugracilis
Lineage: Eukaryota; Metazoa; Arthropoda; Insecta; Diptera; Drosophilidae
Exons: 7
Coding region: 1-2442 (813 amino acids)
Biological process (GO): signal transduction; G protein-coupled receptor internalization
Cellular component (GO): cytoplasm
Molecular function (GO): G protein-coupled receptor binding
Source: RefSeq, a predicted model, not a curated record